AUGGUUUCGGAUGAUAAAUUCGAAGAACAGGCAGCACGCCACGGUGGGAUCAUCAAGAAUGGAAGGGAAAUCUUAUUCCAGGCUUUUAACUGGGAAUCCAAUAAGCAUAACUGGUGGAGUAAUUUGGAGGAGAAAGUUACUAAUCUUGCAGAAUCUGGGUUUACGUCAGUGUGGCUUCCUCCACCAACACAGUCAUUAUCUCGAGAAGGCUAUCUACCACAGAACCUGUACUGCCUUGACUCAUGCUAUGGUUCCCUCCAUGAGCUAAAAUUGUUGCUUCAUAAAAUGAGCGAACACAAUGUAAGGGCUAUGGCAGAUGUUGUUAUCAACCAUCGAAUUGGGACUACUCAAGGAUCCAAUGGCAUGUAUAAUCGUUAUGAUGGCAUCCCAAUAUCAUGGGAUGAACAUGCUGUUACAUCUUGUUCUGGUGGGAAGGGAAACAAGAGCACUGGGGAUAACUUUGAUGGGGUUCCCAACAUAGAUCAUACACAACCAUUUGUACGCAAAGAUAUUAUCGAAUGGUUGAUCUGGCUUCGAAAUUCUAUUGGUUUUCAAGAUUUUCGCUUUGAUUUCACGAAAGGUUACGCAGCCAAGUUCGUGAAAGAAUACAUUGAGGAAUCAAAACCUCUUUUUGCAGUUGGGGAAUACUGGGAUAGCUGUGAAUAUAGCCCCCCUGACUACCGACUGAACUAUAAUCAAGAUAGCCAUAGGCAGAAAAUUAUUAAUUGGAUAGAUAACACUGGAGGACUUUGUGCAGCAUUUGAUUUCACGACAAAGGGUAUUCUUCAGGAAGCUGUCAAAGGAGAGUUGUGGCGUUUGCGAGACCCAGAAGGAAAACCACCUGGUGUGAUGGGAUGGUGGCCUUCAAGAUCAGUUACAUUUAUUGAAAAUCAUGACACUGGGUCCACUCAGGGAUAUGCUUAUAUACUCACCCACCCUGGCAUCCCCACGGUGUUCUAUGAUCACUUCUAUGACCAGGGAGUGCCUCUCCAUGACGAAAUUGCUAAACUGAUGCAAAUCAGAAAAUGCCAAGACAUACAUAGCCGUUCAUCAAUCAAAAUUCUGGAGGUUAGAUCAGAUCUGUACUCAGCAAUCAUCGACGAUAAGUUGUGCAUGAAGAUCGGGGACGGCUCGUGGUGCCCAGGCGAUCCAGAGUGGAGGCUGGCAGUCUCUGGCGACAGAUAUGCUGUAUGGCACAAGUGA
Molecule: messenger RNA, 1203 nt
Organism: Miscanthus lutarioriparius
Lineage: Eukaryota; Viridiplantae; Streptophyta; Magnoliopsida; Poales; Poaceae
Source: the annotation of a GenBank genome assembly